AUGCGGGCGAUAAGAGUCAAGUAUCGUCAAAAGUACAUUUGUUAUGAAGGGCAACUGACUUUCAAGUGCUUUUUGGAAUGUGGUGAGUGGAAAAUAUUUUACUAACCACAGAAAUAAGAGGUUUUUUUCCUGCAUCCUUUUUUUUUAAAUCAUGAGCUUCAUAUGUUUGUAGUUUUUUAAUAGGGUUUUUCAAAUUUACAUGGUUGCAGUACAACUUUUCAUAAACAAGAUGGCAUGACUGAUGUUCCACAAAGACAUUAUAGAUAAAGUUUGCUUUUAACUUCCGUCCAGUCGGCUGUAGCUGGUGGGCUGUUGAUGACAGAUAUUCAUCUUUCUUUAAGAAAGAUGAAUAUCUGUCAUCAACAGAUGACAGAUAUUCAUCUUUCUUUAAGAAAGAUGAAUAUCUGUCAUCAACAGCCCACCAACUACAUACAACUUAUAACUCAAGCUUAAAUUAAUUUAACUUAAACAUAAUUAAAAAGGGAGAUUCUAGUUGUGGUGUAGUUCUAUAAUACUUAAACUGACAGAACAGUUGCAACAGUUUUUAUUUAUACAGCUUUAAAUCACAACAGUAAUCUCAGGGUGCUUUAUUAGUAGAGCAGGUAGAUAUCACUCUACUAAAUGAAUAAACCAAACAAAUUCCCAACUAAUGUGCUAGAGAUGGGUACAGAAGUCAAAUUAGUUUGAAGCUAUCUGGUACAGUGCAUCUAAUUGUGGCAUUUGUUUUGACUGUAUAUUGUCAAUUAUUAAAUAAAAUAAUUCAAUUGAAGGUAGGAUUAACCUGUAAGGGUGAACUGAGUCAGUUUUGAGAUUACAGCAACAAUUCAAAAUAAGGUGCCCUUUGAUUUACUCUUGAUUCACAGCAAAUCCAUCAGUAAGGUUGUGCAAUUUUAUGUUGUCAUCAUAGUUGCCAAGAAAUUUGACAUUCCAACCCUGGACGUCAAAGUGUAUGAUGACUCCAAAACUGAAAUUGAUGAGAAGGGGUUUGAGUUUCUUCUAAGGAGUCAAGACCUUGGAGUUCUGGAGAUAUGUAUGCCUGAAAAACCAAACCCUGAUGGUGAGUUGAGUCUUACAUCCAUUCAUACAUUUCUGCCUGACUUAACAUGUUCUGAAUUAGGGCUGGACAUUGUCAUAAAAUUGAUAUCAUGUUGGAGUUUGAAGCAGUAAAUCAAAGUGAACAGUCACAUUUCAUUUUAAGCCAUUUUUUCUGCGCUAACCUGUCUCUCUCAAUCCCAAACCUAAAUGGGAUUUACAUUGUGUAAAGUUUUGUAUUAAUUUAGUCAAAUCUUAACAUGUUUGCUAGAUUCAAUGAGCUCCUCUGCAAGUUGCUCCUAUGAAAGUUUCAGUGGAGACAAUGAGGGGGAUUCUGAUAGCACCAUCAUAUUGCAGCCCAGUCCGACUCAAAGACGUGCAAAUGAGGAUGCUUCUCUAGCUCAGGUGAGCUCAGUAGAUUUUCUUGCAUAUUUUUAGAAUGUUUAAACACACUAUUUCAAACGUUAAGAUUGUGAGUGGUAAAUUACAGAUGAAUUGAAGCUUUGACAUGUUUUACUGUACAGCACUUGCUGUUAGAAUAAUGUGCAUAAAUGUAUAUAGAAGUUAUCAUUAUUCCUCAUAUUCUUAUGUAAGAGUUUAUACUACAAGUAUAAACUCCUUUGACCUCUUUUAAUACAUUAUAUAAGAGUAUUUUUAUCAUAUAAGAGUGUUUCCUAACUUCUCUCUCCAAUAGAUUUACUACACAGCACAACAAUGUUUCUUUCAGUUUCUGUCACCGUGUCUUUCCUAUCAGCAGGUGGGGGUGUGUGUGUGAUGUAUCCUCCACUAUGAAUCGUGGGAAGGACAUAAGGGGAGGACACACUUAUCAGAAGGAGCUCGUUAGAUGCCGCCUUGACCUUCACAUAUUCACAAGCUGUUCAUUAUUAUGCUUUAUGAGAGUGCUUACGUUGCUACACAUAUUUUUCUCCACCCUUUUAGAAACAUUGUGUAACCAGGGACAACGCUAAUAAAAGAGACUGGGCGGAAAUACCUUUCAGAGUGGUUUCGAUAUGGUACCUGAAGCUAUCUCGGUCCAUUCUCCUCGAGUAUAUACCAUUGUCUUUCUCUUCUUUAUAUUUUAUCAGGUAAAUGUUGCAGGUUUUAGACCUAACACUUGCCUAUCCUUGUUAAACUUUUAGAUGGGUCGUUUCUUUUGAAGACAUUUUUAUAAAAAGAUAUCCAUAAUAUUUUUCAAAAUAAAGUUGUGAAAAAUGUAUAUACACCACAGGCCAAAAGUUUGGAAGCAAGAUCAGAGUUGUACAAAAAAAGAUAAUAGUUUCAUAUAUAUAAUUUGCAACACAAUAAACAUGACUGUUGUGUAAGGGCUUCUGUCUGGGGAGAAGUAUCCCAUAUUUGGACAAUUUUAUUGCUUUUUUAAACAUACCCCACCUCUUUAAAUCAGACGGCCUUCACCCGAACCAGGAGGGGUCAAGGCUUUUAUCAGUAAAUAUUGGUCCUGCACAACCACCUCCUGACUGUCUGCACACAGGCCCUCUGCACCUCAUUUACACUCACCUUCACCACUCCCUACCUACACUAUACACGCCCCUCCCUCUGUGCCCUCAGUGGCACAGGACAAGAUUUACACCAUCACAACCAUAACCACACAUAGACUACUUAGGAAGAGGAGGACUGCUUUUAGACCAAAAUGUGUUUUUAAUGUUCCCUUAGAAAAAUGCACUGAGCGCACGUCCAGCACAGAUAUUAAAAUGGCUAUGCUGAACGUGCGCUCUCUUUUAAACAAAUCUUUUAUUAUCAAUGACAUAAUUACGGACAAUAACCUGGACAGCAUUCUCCUUACAGAGAAUUGGCUUGGCACUGAUGCACCUAUUAUUCUCACCGAGGCUUCCCCACCAAAUUUUAACUUUUUAUUUUCAACUAGGGGGUGCAGAAGAGGGGGUGGUACUGCCUCAAUUACAAAAUGCAACAUGCAUACAAAUGAAGUCAUUUUUAACAACUACUCAUCAUUUGAGUACCAUGCCUUCGUUUUUAGCAGCCCACCUAUCCUCUGUAUAACUGUCUACCGACCUCCCAAGUAUUCCACUUCUUUUAUUCGGGAAUUUUCAGAGCUUUUAUCAAUUAUUUAUGCCACUUUUAACAGGAUUUUAAUAACUGGUGAUUUUAAUCUACAUGUGGACAUCUCCUCAGACCCAAUGUCCAGAGAGUUUUUAAACCUUUUACACUGCUUUGAUUUUAACCAACAUGUCACACAGCCGACCCACAGCAGGGGGCGCACCUUGUACUUAGUGAUAUCUUAUGGUCUGUCCAUUGGAGCGCCCUCUGUUGUGGACCUGGCUGUGUCUGACCAUUUUUGUGUCUUUUUUACAAUCACCGGUUUUAAUCAGAGGGAGGCCCCGGUGAGAACAGUGAGGAAACGUUACUUAACUUCUGAAGUGGCUGCAAAUUUUAUCCAGAGCUUACAGAGAACUCCAGAUGAAAUUUUACCAGCACCCUGCAGUUUUAUCACUGCCAACCUGAACAACAAAAUGAAGUCAGCACUGGACUCAGUGGCUCCACUUUUUACAAAAACAAUCAAAUCAAAACCUACAUCCCCGUGGAGAACUGAAGACAUUAAAAAAUUGAAAAGGGACUGCAGGAGUGCUGAAAGGAGAUGGAGGAAAUCAGAGCUGACAGUGGAUUAUGAAAUAUUACACCGACUUCGUAAGAUUUACAAUAACGCAAUCAAACAAGCAAGAAGUUCCCACUUCCAAAAUCUAAUCCAUAACCAUAAAAAUAAUCCCAAAUUCCUGUUCUCCACAAUAGAUCUUUUAACAAACAAAAAUUUUAAAAGGUCCUCCAUAACACCUGAUAAUGUCCUUUGUGAGGAUUUUGCAGACCACUUCAGAAGAAAAAUAGAUGACAUUCGAUCCAGUCUUUUAUCCCGACAGCUUUUAACACCUGGAUCACAGAGUUUACCCGAGGAAGCACUGGAAAGUUUUGCCCUGGUUGAUGCGAGGACACUUGGUCGAGUUUUCUCCCAGGUAAAGCCCACAACCUGCCUUUUAGACCCAAUUCCCACACCGUUUUUUAAAAAACUCUAUGGAUUCUUCGAGGAACAGCUGUUGUAUUUAGUAAACUGCUCUCUUCAGACGGGUGUCUUCCCUACCGCCGUUUUAAAGGCGGUGGUGAAGCCCCUUCUGAAGAAGCGUGAUUUGGAUCCCAAUGUUUUAAAUAACUACCGGCCUGUAUCCAACCUACCAUUUUUAGGUAAAGUUCUGGAAAAACUUGUUUUUAACCAAGUAAAUGAUUUUUUAAACUCAAAACAUAUUUUAGAGACUCAUCAGUCUGGCUUUAGGAGGAACCACAGCACAGAGACAGCACUUCUGAAGAUUUUAAAUGACAUCAGAUGUGACUUAGAUAACCACAAACUCACAGUGUUGGUUCUGCUGGAUCUAACAGCCGCCUUCGAUACAGUAGACCAUCACAUUUUAUUAAAUAGACUGCGGAAUGUGGUUGGCCUCUCUGGUACUGUUCUUAAGUGGUUCACGUCCUACCUGACUGAUCGAAAUUUCUUUAUAAGUAUGGAUACAUGUUCCUCAAGGACCCAUAAAAUUGAGUGUGGGGUUCCCCAAGGGUCAAUUCUAGGUCCAAAUCUGUUCAACCUCUACAUGUUACCCCUUGGGGAUGUCAUCAGGAGGCACGGCAUCAGCUUCCAUAGCUAUGCUGAUGAUACGCAACUGUACAUCGCCGUGUCUCCAGAUGACACAGGGCCAAUUGAUGCCCUUUUUAACUGCAUUUUAGACAUUAAAUCAUGGAUGGCAGCAAAUUUCCUGCAGCUCAACCAGGACAAAACAGAGGUUUUAGUCAUUGGUCCUGAAGGCCAGAGAAAGAAACUUUUACCAAAGUUACAGGAUUUUAAACCUUCAAAAUCUGUAAAAAAUCUGGGCGUGAUUUUUGACUCCGAGCUCACGUUUAUUCCACAUAUCAAAAACAUAACAAAGAUAGGUUUCUGCCAUCUAAAGAAUAUAGCCAGAGUCCGCCCGUUUCUCUCUCAGGCCAGCACGGAGGUGCUGAUGCAUGCUUUUAUCUCGUGUCGUUUGGAUUAUUGUAAUGCCCUGCUCUCUGGUCUUCCCAAAAAGAACAUGCAAAACCUACAAUUAUUACAAAACUCAGCCGCACGUGUGCUGACGAGGACCAGAGGGCGGGAGCACAUUACUCCUGUCUUAAAAUCGCUGCAUUGGCUCCCCGUGCCUUUCAGGAUCGAUUUUAAGGUUCUCCUCUUAAUUUUUAAGUGUCUUAAUGGUCUUGGGCCGUUUUAUUUAUCCAAGAUACUUUUACCUUAUCAACCCUCACGGACCCUGAGGUCCUCUGGAGCUGGUCUCUUAAAAAUCCCACAAGUAAGAACUAAGACAUACGGGGUGGCGGCAUUCAGUUAUGAUGGCCCCCGAUUGUGGAACAGCCUCCCAGAGAGCCUCAGGGCUGCAGAGAAUGUCGAUAUUUUCAAAAAGAGGCUAAAGACUCAUCUUUUUAAUCAGGCUUUUAACUGACUAGUUUAACUCUUUUAAUCCCUUUUAUGCUCACUUUUAUUGUUUCACUAUCUAACACUUUUUAUUACCGUUCUAUUUUAUACUUCAAUCUAUCAAUAUUAUUAUUAUUAUUUUUAGUCUGGCGUGUUUUACAGUGCACAGAAUCAUUUUUUAUUUACUGGGUCUGUCUUAGCGAUUACAGUUUAUUCCUUCAGUUUUAGUUUCUAUACUUUUAUGUCUUAUUUUAUUCUUUUAGUCCCUCAGUUUUUCCAGUGUUUCCUCCUGGGGCUGCUUCACCGGGAGCAGGUUCUGGUCUGUUGGUGGGGGCGCCGUUCUGGGGACAGCUCUGGCCCGGCUGGAACCAGAGAGCUCUACACCUUGGUGUGGAGCCUCCUGUCUGCCCGGGCUGGUGGUCCCUGUGACGGCGCCCCCUGCAGCAAUGGGCCGGGAUGCCUCCCGGUCGACGUGGCCCCCAAAGGUAGCGUCUUCCUCACCUCAGAUCUCAGUGCCCAGUCAUGUCUCCUCUCCAUCAGCUGCUAACUGUGUAGGUGCGUGUGUUUGUGAAGUUGUGUGUGUGGAAAUAUAUGUCUAUGUGCACGGGUGUGUGUAUGGGUAUAAUUGUGCGGGUGGGAGGUUUGGGGUUUUCUUGGGGAUUUUAAUGUUUCAUUUUCUUUUUAUGCUUUGUAAGGCACUUUGUGUUACAACUUUGUAUGAAAAGUGCCAUAUAAAUGAAAUAAAGUUGAAGUUGAAAUAGUAACUUAUCAGAAGACAUUUUGACUAUAAUUAUUAGGUAUUUGAGUUAUUGUUGCUUAGACUUUGCUUUCCUUAAAGUAACCUCCUCCGGCUUUAACAACAGCUUGACAUAUACCAGGCAUUUGUUCCACAAGUUUUUUAAGGUAUGUUCCAGGGAUUGCAUUCCAAGCUUUCUUAAGUUCAUUAAAAAAAGACUGCUGAUUUGUGGGACGCGUUUUUCUGACCGAUCGAUCCAAGUCAUCCCACACAAGCUCAAUUGAGAAAGGUCUGGAGACUGAGGGGGCCAAACCAUCUUUUGAAGAACACCUUCCUCUUCUUUUUUGUCUAGGUAACCCUGACAGAGCUUGGCAGAGUGCUUAGGGUCAUUGUCUUGCUGCAAAACAAACAAGUCUGAGUCCAGAUGGAACAGCAUGGUGCUGGAGGAUGGAGUGGUACUGUUCCUUCUCGAUAAUGCCCUUUACUUCAAACAAAGCUCCUACUGCAUCACCUGCAAAACAUCCCCAUACCAUGGAGCUACCACCUCCAUGCUGAAUUGUGGGUGUAACACAUGGUGCUUUCAGACGUUCACCAGUUUGUCUGCGGACAUAGACUCUGCCUUUUGAACCAAACAGUGCAAACUUGUUUCUAGUCAUCAUAAGUCCAAUUUUUGUGAGCUUUUGCCCACUCAUAUCUCUUUUUAUUGUUCUGUGGAUGAAGUAGUGUUUUUUGCAGAUACACAACCCUUCAGACCAGCCUUUCUCAAAUGUCAUUUCACGGUUCUCAGAGAUAUGGGUUUCGACCUUGUCAUGUUGAUUUCCUCCCUUAUUUUUGGUGCUGUCUGUUGCCAAUCUCUCUUACUGGUGACAAUGCUAUGUUUAUCCUCUGCUUUUGUAGUAACUCUCUUUUGUUCAGGUCUUUUUCUAUCAUCAUAACUUCCAGGUUCCUCUAAUCUCCUCAGAGUGUAGUGGACUCCUUUGUUAAACACCUUAAGGCGUUUUGCAAUUUCUCUUUCUAUGUAUCCUUCUUUCCUCAAUGUACAAAUAUUUACUUUUGUGUCUUCACUCAAGCUGCUUCUUUCUAGCCAUGUUUGCGGUGGUUUAAACGCAGUUGAUAUUUAUUAGGAUUUUUGUAGACAGACUCUUAAAAGCCAAAAAGUUUAAGUGAAUAAUCCAACUGUGAUUUGUUUUUUGUUUUUUUGCUUUUGCACUGAAGUUGUGACUCUUGCAAAUGUUUUCAACCCUAAAACUAAGACCUUAUUUUCUUUUGCUGACAUAUAUUUAGCAAUGGUCUGUUAACAUCAAUGUAUAUCUAAAGGUAAAUGAAGUAAAAUGGUGCAUUUCCAUGAAAGCAACGUCUGAUCAUGGAGUAAAUACAUCCUAAAAUACAUAAAACUCAUGCUGGAUUUUAAAAAAAGCAUUGUGAACAAAAACUUGAAGUUACUCCCAACUGUUCGGCCUGUAAUGUCCUUGCUUCCAAACUUUUGGCCUGUAGUGUACAUUUCAGAAAUUAGCAUACAUUCCUAUAACGCACUUCAAAAAAGUUUUAGAGAAAGUCUAACCCGAGCAUCAUCACUCUAAUUGUUUCUUGAUUAAAUGAUAAAGUAAAAAAAUCUGACUAUUGCUCAGAAAAUUGAAAACAUUCUGAGUACGAAGCCUGGAGGAGAGAGGAUCCUGAAUGAAUAUGCCCGGGCAAAAAGCCUAACUGAUUCCAGAAGACGUGAUCUGGUCAAGAUAUUGGUUGCACAUAUGACAAGUGAACAUGGGUAUGUUUGCAAACCUACGUGUAAAAAUCUUUUUUUUUGUCUCUGUUGUAAAACAUCCAUCCUUUUGCAGGUUUCAGAUGCAUGUAAUACUAAAAUUUGAUCUUAAGGGAUGCCUAUGUAUCUGUGUGUGCAUGUGUAGGACGAGUCCUUCGAGGAUAAACAGGAAUAUGCAAGGGGCAUCACUGCCUUGUUUCCAUACUUGGCUGAUCCUAGGGGCAGGUUUGGCUAUGUAAGUUAAUCAAAACUAAGUUUAAUCAUUUUCUCGUUCACCUCUCUGUUCUCUGGGGCUCCUAAACUGUAAAAAGUAAAAAUACUCUGCUUGUAUUGGGUGGUUCAGUCCAACUUAAUUUUUUUGUUUGUUUGUUUUUUGCCCACCUUCAUUUUCAUAAAAAAAGCUAAAUGUUAGUUAAACUCUUCUCCUUUAUUGAGCAGAUCUUUCUGUGGAUAUGUAUAUUAUAAAGGAAAAGUUUAAAAAUAUAUUUAUCCUGCUCAACCAAACUGAAUGUCUUUUUACUGUAGGAGCAUUUUUACAAUGCAGGAGAUGGGAGUGGGUAUCUGGCACAGAGACUGAAAUCUGUCCAAAAGGAAGCAUCAGAGGGACAAAAGAGGACUGGCCGACAGUUGCUCACACAGACAGGUAUGCUCAUUUUAAUUGUACGUUGACUGAAAGUGUAGUUCAUGAUUUAUGAUUGAAGAAUGAUUAUAUGAGGGGCUUGUAGGGGUGCAAGAAAAUAUUCAAAGCACUUAAAUAUGGGUCAGAUCAGUGCUUUAUUUUGUCAUUAAAGUGUCUACACUGUUACAGGUGGUCCAGAAGGUGAUUGAGAACCCUUUCUGGAGGAGAACUGGCUAAGCACAGACUCCCUGUGUUCAGAGGCUUUUAGAGGCGGAUGAAGCAGUUGUCAAGGAGAAGAUGAAGCAAACCUUCACCUUUCGCCAAGAUGGUUCAUGACCCAGUGAAGUCUUCCGACAUAUUCACAGCGUUUCCAAGAUUCCUAGACGUACCAGGAUCCUCAACUUGGAUCCUCAACUCCCUUAGUUUGAAACUGUGAAUAUCCUCAAUAACAACAGUAUAAGUAAUGCUUACUGCUCUGUCUUUACUUAUUCCAUCUUGUCUGCAGAUUGAGCAGGAUUUCAGUCUGAUGUUUGAUGAUGCCAUCUCUGCAAGGUUCCUGGAGAAGUGGGCCAUAGUCCACAAAAGGAAAGUCUUUCAACUAAGCCGGGGCCUCACACAGACAGCUGAACUUUAAGACGUGGUUCAAAAUGCUGAAGCUCCAGAAGAAGUAGAAAAUGGUAUGCUGGAAGUAUUAUAAUAAAAGAAGAGUUUUGUUUUUUUUUAAAGGGAAAUGUAGUGACUCAUUAGUGAAUAAACAUUUCUGAAUUUUCACUUUUCAGGAUCGGACAGGGAAAUGUCAGCUAUUUUGGUCCCUGUCCACCUUCUGCCACCAUCACCUCAUGGCCGCAAGAGACCAGGAAAGCUGUCUGCAAGAGAAGCCUGUGAACAUCUUGUGAAGUUCAUUAAGGUGAGGUUACGGUCGAAUGCAAUUUGGAAGAUUUGGCUGCCACAGGUAGCACGUAGGUAUCUUUUAAAAAAAACCUGCUUGUUGGCAGGACAAUAGUCCUUUAUAUCUAAAGUCAGAGAGCCUACAAUACAGAGGGAGAUAACAGAUGUAUGAAUUUUAGAACCAACAAUUUAAUAAGCAUCCAAAGAUGCAGCAUGCAAAAAAGCAGGAAUACUUAAGGGAGGAAAACAGCUGUUUAGGUUUAAAAAUUCUGUAGCUUUUAUUUUUAAGUUUCUGUUCAUGUUUUAAAAUGGGUUUAAACUGAGCUAGGCCACACAACAGUGAUUACAAUUAAUAAUCUAUACUGAUUAGUACUAAAAACAGCUGUUAAAUGAUCUUAAAAUAUAGUUUUAAAGUUUUACAUUUAUCUGUUAAGGUGCCUAUCAUUUUGUCUAAGACAAAAUAAAUAAAUAAAUGUGUGCUUUGCUCACUGAAAUGUAAAAGUACUGCAUUGUGCUGAGAGUCAAACACAGUGUUUCCAAAGUCGAGUGCAGUCUGUUUGCUUCAUUGCUUCAGCAGUGUGCACAACAUUUGAAAAAAUAUCUCUUUCCCAGAUCCCAGUUUAAUCUACUGUUUUUCAGAUAAGCAUUUGCUGUAGUUUAUUAAAACCUCUUUUUUAAGUUUAAAAAUAAAAAUACAGUUUGAAUAGUUGACAAUUGUUGGCGUUGAGUAAUUGUGAUUUUUCUAAUUGUAAUUUUGCUUGAAAUGCCCAUCACCAAUAGUGAUAUUGGUCUGGCAUCAACUGAUACUCAAAGCCCAGAUAUUAUUGGACAAAUUGUAUUGGUAUUAUCUAUAAAGGAAAUAUUGUUACAUUCCCAUUUCAGCUAUUCAAACCAUCAUCCCCUUUCAAGAAGAUGUUAAAAUAAUUUUAAGAUUAAAUAUAUUUUCUCAAGAUGUUAGUGAACUGUGAAUCAUGUGAAAAAACUAAAUUACAUUUUUGUGUCACAGACAGGGACCAGCAUCCAAGGGCAUCUAGACAGCAUCACAGAAAGCUGUCAACCUUAUCUUCUGGCUGUGGGAACCCAGAAAAG
Messenger RNA from Xyrichtys novacula (pearly razorfish), 10582 nucleotides. The record is from the annotation of a GenBank genome assembly. Lineage: Eukaryota; Metazoa; Chordata; Actinopteri; Labriformes; Labridae.